This is a messenger RNA of Opisthocomus hoazin, 2667 nucleotides long. The record is from RefSeq and is a predicted model, not a curated record. Lineage: Eukaryota; Metazoa; Chordata; Aves; Opisthocomiformes; Opisthocomidae.
AUGGCACAGCAUAGUAUUGUCCUUGGAUUAUUUAUGAUGACUGUUUUAUCACUGUUGGAUGGAAGUUCAGCUUUCCUGUUAAAUCAGCGUCUGAAGGGAAGAUUUCAAAGAGACCGUAGAAACAUCCGCCCAAACAUCAUCCUUGUUCUUACUGAUGAUCAGGAUGUAGAACUUGGCUCUAUGCAAGUGAUGAAUAAAACAAGGCGGAUCAUGGAACACGGAGGUGCUCAUUUCAUCAAUGCCUUUGUGACAACACCCAUGUGCUGCCCAUCUCGCUCCUCUAUUCUUACGGGCAAGUACGUCCACAACCACAACACUUACACUAACAAUGAGAACUGUUCCUCUCCGUCAUGGCAGGCUCAGCAUGAAAUACGUACGUUUGCAGUGUACCUCAACAACACAGGAUACAGGACAGCUUUUAAUGGAAAGAAUAUGAUUAAAUAUGGUGUCUUUGGAGUGUUUGUUACGCCUGCUUACUAUGCUUCUGCUUUCUCCGCCCCUAGCUUUCUUUGGGAAGUACCUUAAUCUCGGUUUUACAACUACACGCUCUGUAGAAAUGGAGUGAAGGAGAAGCACGGAUAUGACUACUCCAGGGAUUAUCUAACUGACCUGAUUACCAAUGACAGUAUUACCUUCUUCAGAAUCUCAAAGAAGAUGUAUCCUCACAGGCCUGUACUGAUGGUUAUAAGCCAUGCUGCUCCUCAUGGCCCUGAAGAUUCAGCCCCUCAGUACUCACAUCUCUUUCCUAAUGCCUCACAACACAUCACUCCCAGUUAUAACUAUGCUCCAAAUCCAGACAAGCACUGGAUAAUGAGGUAUACAGGUCCCAUGAAACCUAUACACAUGGAGUUCACUAACAUGCUACAGAGAAAGCGCCUUCAAACACUCAUGUCUGUGGACGACUCUAUGGAGAUGAUUUACAAUACAUUGGUUGAAACGGGUGAACUGGACAAUACGUAUAUAAUAUACACAGCAGACCAUGGUUAUCAUAUUGGGCAGUUUGGGCUGGUGAAAGGAAAGUCCAUGCCAUAUGAGUUUGAUAUCAGAGUUCCUUUCUAUGUCCGAGGUCCAAAUGUGGAGGCUGGAUCCUUGAAUCCUCACAUUGUGUUGAAUAUUGAUCUUGCACCUACAAUUCUAGAUAUUGCUGGAUUGGAUAUUCCAUCUGAUAUGGAUGGUAAAUCCAUUCUAAAGCUUCUGGAUUCGGAGAGACCAGUGAAUAGGUUCCAUUUAAAGAAAAAGGUGAAGGUGUGGAGAGACUCGUUUCUAGUGGAAAGAGGUAAAUUGCUGCAUAAGAGGGAAAAUGAGAAGGUAGAUGCCCAAGAAGAAAACUUUCUACCCAAAUACCAGCGUGUGAAAGACCUCUGUCAGCGAGCUGAGUAUCAAACAGCUUGUGAACAGCUUGGCCAGAAAUGGCAGUGUGUGGAAGAUGCCAGUGGAAAGCUCAAGCUACACAAGUGCAAGGGAAUGGCGAACUUGGCAGCUGCAGGCAACAGCAAAGGCACCUCCAAUAUUUUGCUCAAGUAUUACAACAGGAAUAGCGAAGACUGCAAUUGUGAAGAGAACGAAUACAAGCUGAGCCAUGUCGGACGGAGAAAGAAACUCUUCUCCAAGAAAAAAUACAAACCAAGCUAUGUCCGGAAUCGCUCUAUCCGGUCUGUAUCUGUUGAGCUGGAUGGAGCCAUUUAUAACUUGGGUUUGGAGGACGGCUACCAACCUGUCUUACCACGAAACAUCACCAAGCGGCACAAGGUGCAGAGGGCUGUUUUUAGUGAGGAGGAAGAUAAGGACGUGGGGGAGUACAGUGGCACCGGUGGCAUUGCAGAGUACACAGCCCCUAACCUGAUAAAAGUGACUCACAGGUGCUAUAUCCUGGAGAAUGACACCGUUCAGUGUGACACAGAUCUGUACAGGUCACUGCAAGCGUGGAAGGACCAUAAACUUCAUAUUGACCACGAGAUUGAAACUCUGCAAAAUAAAAUAAAAAACCUGAGGGAGGUGAGAGGUCAUCUGAAGAAGAAGCGACCUGAAGAGUGUGACUGUAACAAGAUAAGUUACCAUUCAAAACACAAAAGCAAACUGAGGCACAAGGGCUCUAGUCUUCAUCCUUUCAAGAAAGCCCUACAGGAGAAAGACAGGCUCUGGCUGCUUAGGGAACAAAGGCGAAAGAAGAAACUGCGCAAACUGCUGAAGAGAAUAAAGAAUAAUGACACAUGCAGCAUGCCUGGUCUGACCUGCUUCACCCACGACAACCAGCACUGGCAGACUGCUCCCCUGUGGACACUGGGCCCUUUCUGUGCCUGUACCAGUGCCAACAACAACACAUACUGGUGUUUGAGGACAAUCAAUGAGACCCACAACUUCCUCUUUUGUGAAUUUGCUACUGGAUUUUUGGAGUACUUUGAUCUCAAUACCGAUCCAUAUCAGCUAAUUAAUGCAGUGAAUACACUAGAUAGAGACAUUCUCAAUCAACUGCACGUCCAACUCAUGGAACUAAGAAGCUGCAAAGGGUAUAAACAAUGCAAUCCAAGAACUAGGAACAUGGAUCUGGGACUUAAAGAUGGAAGCUACGAGCAGUACAGGCAGUUUCAGCGUCGAAAGUGGCCAGAUGUGAAGAGACCAUCAUCUGCCAAGUCACUAGGACAGCUGUGGGAAGGAUGGGAGGGCUAA